Messenger RNA from Habropoda laboriosa, 1784 nucleotides. It is a transcript of the gene tmod, whose product is annotated as tropomodulin. Gene Ontology annotation, biological process: pointed-end actin filament capping; myofibril assembly. Bases 272 to 1585 code for a protein of 437 amino acids. The transcript has 9 exons. Lineage: Eukaryota; Metazoa; Arthropoda; Insecta; Hymenoptera; Apidae. Gene Ontology annotation, molecular function: tropomyosin binding. Gene Ontology annotation, cellular component: myofibril. The record is from RefSeq and is a predicted model, not a curated record.
UUCGUGCAGAACUUCGCCGAUCCCGGAAUAGUUUCGUCGGUUGCUCGUCGAAGUUUUUCGUGCGGUCGGUGCACGGGCCAAUUCGCAGUUGUUUCGGGCGUGUUCGUUCGUGAAUUCCACGACGCCCGGCGUACAUAACCCCCUGUCUCACGACACCCGCGUGUGAAUCGAAAAACAAUCAAAGUAUCGAUAUCACGUUUCGAAUUUCCCUCGAACGGACCGUUCGUUGACACGAUCGUUCAACCUGGAAGCUGAUACAGAGAACGCGGGGAUGGAUGCCACGGACGUCCUCGGUCCUGACGCCUCGUCGGGGAAUGACGAGGGUGUCUUGAACAGCGGUAAUAACAACAACAACAACAAUGAGGACGAUAAGGCACCCACCGUCGAGGAGAGUUACGAGGUCACCACCACCAAGCGCAAAACCAUCCGGACUAGCUACAAGAUCCAAGAAACUUCUUCAUCAACCAAAACAACCACUAUGACAACUGCUGCAAAGCUAUAUGGCAAGGAUUUAAGUGAAUACGAUGAUGUGGAUGUGGAUGAAUUGUUGGCACAACUUACCCCAGAAGAAAUUAAUUUACUAGCCAAGGAAGUGGAUCCGGAUGAUAGCUUUAUGCCACCAUCACAACGUUGUAGUUAUGAAUGUGACAAGAGCCCAACAGGGCCGCUAAAUCGUAAGAAACUUAUUGAACACAUCAAUAAACAAGCUUUAGAAACACCAGAUAAACCUGAAUUGAAGCCUUAUGUACCUGGUGUAAUUAGAGGCAAAAAGUGGGUUCCACCUCCUCAAGAAACAGUAAAAGAAAAAGAAGCAGAAGAACAAAUUGCUAUUGAUCUGGGAGAAGAAUAUGAGCAAGCAUUGUCUAACGCUACUCAAGAAGAAAUCAUUGAUCUUGCUGCUAUUCUUGGAUUUCAUUCCAUGAUGAACCAAGACCAGUACCAUGCUUCUCUAUUAAAUUCUGGUCAACCUGUUGGUUUGGGCUGGGAUGGAGUUACGAAAGCUAGUCAACCAAAACCUUACCCAAUGGAACCGCCUAAUGAUACAGACGUUGACGCCACAAUUAAACAAGUUCGAGAGGAUGAUUCUUCAUUGACUGACUUAAAUUGGAAUAACAUUAAAAAUAUAUCUGACGAAAAGUUUGUUCAACUAUUUGAAGGACUAGAAAUAAAUACACAUCUUGAAUCCCUGAGUUUAACAAAUGUGGGACUCACUGAUAAGACUGCACAAAGGUUGGCAGAGGCCUUAGAACAAAAUUCUACGCUCAGAGUACUCAAUGUGGAGACGAACUUCAUAAGCCCAUCUGUGAUAGUUAGGCUCAUCAGGGCACUCCUUAAAACGAAAUCAAUAGAAGAAUUUCGAUGUUCGAAUCAGAGGUCACAGGUAUUGGGAAAUAAAAUUGAGAUGGAAAUUACACAAUUGGUGGAACAAAAUCCAACAUUGCUCCGACUUGGCCUUCACUUGGAGUUCAACGAUGCUAGACAUCGCGUAGCUGCACAUUUACAACGCAACAUUGAUAGGAAUCGUCUACAGCGCACGGGAAGGUCUUCCCGCAACUAUACUAUCGGCUGGGCCCUGCACCGAUGACUGCCUACGUUUACUUCGACAACGACGAUGACGACCUAGACAACGACUACGAUGCUCGAGUAAUCUGCCUACGACUGUUCAUCACUGUUAAUCGGGUUAAUCUGGUAUCGAAAGUAAGAUAGAUAGUUUGUAACUGUACGUUUUGUAGAAGAAUGUUAUUUGAGAGAACGUGUGCGUUUUAAAUUUGUUCGAUUUCGAA